AUGUUGAAUAACGAUACGGAAAUUAUUGAAAAACCAUCAUUAUCCUCGUCAUCAUCACCUCCUCCAACAACAACAACAUCUCAUUUUUCUUAUUUAAUUCGACCAACAACUCCUUGUAUAUUUGGUCGAGAAACUUAUAAUAAUGAAGAUGAACAAAUGAAUGAUGAUGAAUUUUUUUUAACUGCUGGUGGAAUUGUUCAUUCUUGUCCAAAUAUAUACGAACUAUCAAAUGAUAAUAAUCGAAAACUUCAAUCAUGUGAUCAUUUAAUAUAUAUUGAUCAACAAACAGCAUUAGUUAAUAGUAAUCAUUUAAAUUGUUAUGAUACAGAAUUUGAUCGUUAUUCAAUUUUACCACGUUUUCAACCGCUAUCAUCAUCAUCAACAUCAAUAUCAACAGAUUCACUUAAUUCAGAACUUGAAUUAUAUAAAGAACGACAUGCUAUUGGACUUUGUCGUCAAUAUCAUGAUGAUACAUCAACAUGUUCAUCAUUUUUACCAACAACAUGGAAAUCUGAUAAUUAUCUUUUAUUUAUGCCAUUUAUACAACAUCAUCAUCAUCAUUCUUCAUUUUUAAAUUCAAUUGAUCAUGGAAAACGAUCACGUUCACAUGAUAUAUCAAUUGAACAAACAUAUGCAUCUAUUAUUGCAUAA
Messenger RNA from Adineta steineri, 651 nucleotides. NCBI's taxonomy places the organism in Eukaryota, Metazoa, Rotifera, Eurotatoria, Adinetida, Adinetidae. The record is from the annotation of a GenBank genome assembly.